This is a messenger RNA of Myxocyprinus asiaticus (Chinese sucker), 988 nucleotides long. RefSeq names its product protein DPCD-like. Bases 65 to 667 code for a protein of 200 amino acids. The transcript is spliced from 6 exons. The record is from RefSeq and is a predicted model, not a curated record. NCBI's taxonomy places the organism in Eukaryota, Metazoa, Chordata, Actinopteri, Cypriniformes, Catostomidae.
GAAGUGACAGUUGCCUUGGUAACAGCGUGGUGUUGUUUGAGGAAAUGAAAGAGCGGAGUAAAGCAUGGCUGUUCAACGCUGGGCAGAUACUCUGAGGAAAGCCAAAAAAACUGCCUUAAUAUCUGAUGGUAAAAUGAAAGUACAUUAUCUGUUUGAGGAUGGAAAUGAGAUGGCUGAGGAGUAUGAUCUGAAAACAGAUGAACUUGUCUUGCGUAAUUGGCAAUGUAAAACCGCUAUUGGAGGUCAGGGGCAGUGGACAUUGGAAGUAGGCGAUAUAAGCCCAAACCCUGUUACCACUGAUUUAAUAAAAGAAAACAGUUCAAAUCCACUGUUUAUGCGCAAGGACACUAAAACCAGUUACCAGUGGAGGAUCCGUAAUAUUUCUUACCCUACUGAAAUAUACAGUGUGUCAGUAGAGCCGAUGGAAAGAUGUUGUGUCAUCCAGACCUCAAACAAAAAGUACUAUAAGAAGUUCAGUAUUCCAGAUCUCGACCGUUGCCAGCUGCCUCUGGAGAGCACGGCCUUGAGCUUUACCCACGCCAACAACACUUUAAUCGUCAGCUACAAGAAGCCCAAAGAGAUUUUAACACUGGAACAGGAGCUGGUCGGGGAACUGAAGAAACUGAAGGGGACAAAUGAAGGAGAUAUUGACUGUAAAACUCAGUGAACUGCGGUGGAUGUGCACUAAUUGUAUUUGUCUGCAUGCGGUUCUUCACGUUCAAUUUGGUUCAGUGUCUUACGUUGGCAUGUUUCUGUCAGUCCUGUGCAUCCAAGCAACCCACUUUAAAUUACUCCUCUCUAUUGUUGGUCCUGACUUCAGUUGAGAUUCUCUGGCAGCCCAUUGAGUGUCUUUGCAGCUGUUAUUCAGAAGCGUGACUGAGUGUAAAUAUACAGUAUAUAUAUUUUUUUCUGUUCUGCUAAUUAUGUUCCUAAUAUUGCUCUCAGAGUUGGAUCAUUAAUUUCAUUGAAAUAAAAUAUAAAAAUGACU